Messenger RNA from Podospora pseudocomata, 1552 nucleotides. RefSeq lists its product as uncharacterized. The coding region runs from base 476 to 1552 and encodes 358 amino acids. NCBI's taxonomy places the organism in Eukaryota, Fungi, Ascomycota, Sordariomycetes, Sordariales, Podosporaceae. The record is from RefSeq and is a predicted model, not a curated record. The transcript is spliced from 3 exons.
UCGUGGCCAGAUACCGCUACCAACUCAUUGCUCUUUCAACUGGACUACACCAAACCUAACGACCUACCUGAAUGUGGUUAGCGAAACGACUGGCUCGCCCGGCAACGGGUCGCGACGGCCUUGCCCAGCAUGACUCUGCGGUUGCAGAGGUGUCCGGCCAGACGCCAGUCUCGACGUCCGGCGCUGAGCGUCACAUAAUGAGAAUCAGAGACUUAAAAGACGUAGGCCAUCCUACCGGAUAUCCCAAAGACCAACAGGGAAUCGCGAACUUGCAAGGCAUCCUCUCCGCCACGUCACAACUACGUUCUAAUUUGUCGCAGGCUUGCAAAAAAUAUUGUACCGAAGGCCCUCCCAUUUCUUGUGGGAGCUGAUACAGAAUGUCGAUGACAACAAUUACGUCGCCCAUGACCCCACACUAACCAUCACGUGCAAAAAUCGAGUGCUUCGGUUUGAUUCCAAUGAAACUGGGUUCACAAUGGAAGACGUAGAAGCCAUCUGCAGUAUGGUCAACAGCUCAAAAACACGAAGCUCGAGCACUCGCAUCGGCCGCAAAGGAAUUGGCUUCAAGUCUAUUUUCAAGGUUGCCGAAUCAGUGUACAUCGCAUCUGGCUGUUACUCCUUCAAGUUCGAUUCUGGGGAGAGACUCGGCAUGAUGAUACUGGUGUGGUCAACGUUCCCGGAAGAGCGCAUCGCUGGGUGGACAUCGCUCCUCCUCCACCUUUCUCCCGAAUGCGAUGCCAGUGAGAUUCUUCAAGAACUCGAGAGAUUAGAUUCGAGCAGCAUACUCUUUCUUCGGAGACUAAGAAGAGUGCAUAUCCGUAUUGUCUACGAUGGCCUCCAUGACAAAGAAGUUACUUUCGAUCUUACACGGCCGAUCAUCACGUGCAAACCUGGCGAAUUACAGACCCUUGAACUCCUAGACAGGGAGCAGUCUCCUCUUAUGCUUUACAGGCAUGGUGUAUCUGGAUUGCCAUCGACCGAUUCACACGGGACCAACGAACAGUCAGACAUAGUCUUAGUCUUUCCGCAGCCUCGAUCCCUGAGCUCAAAUAUUACGUGCUUCACAUUCGCUUUUCUUCCUAUCCGAGACUAUGGGUUCAGGUUCGUUUGCCAUGCCGACUUUGAUCUCGUUGCCAACCGUGAAGAUGUCGACAUGUCUUCGGCCCGCAAUCAAGUCUUCUUGCAUGAGCUUCCCAAAGCUUUCCUCAGGGCGGUUCACGCCCUGAAUAGUGGACAUCUUCGCUAUACCUGGCCGUAUUAUCUGCCCUUCCCAACAACAGACAGCUUUUUUGAGCCUCUUCCAGGAGAUAUCAUUACCCUAUUGUCUCGAACACCAGUGUUAGAGUCAGAUGCCGGGCACCUCAUGGCCCCAGAAAAGCUCACCUGGGUUUCCGACCCUUACACUGACGACCACAACAGGUCAUUGAUUCCACAAGACUACUCUACGUUUCUCCAUUUAUCCAACAAGUACCAUGCAGAUCUGCAAGAGCGGAUCAUGCAGCUUGGUGUUAAUGUUCUGUCAAGAACGCAGUUUAUCGAGAAACUAAAUUAG